GCCGUGGUAAGCAGUUGAAGACAGGAAAAUCAAAGGGACCGACCUUACGACAGCAGGUGUCGCAUCUGUGGCAACACUGGCAACACUGUUGUGAUGUUCUGUGUCACUUCUCUAGUCUCUGUCUGUUUCAACCUAAAAUUUAGAAAAAGAAGCGAUUCAUUUUAUUUCAGUUUAGCUCAAUUUUACUUUAUAAAGACGUAAUGUUAGCGGUUCAGCAAACUAACGAUGCUGGAAUACCAGAUAAAAUGUGGCAGCCUCCCUAUGUGCAGUUUGAUACAACCAUGGGCGAAUUUUUAAUAGAACUGUACUGGAAACAUGCACCACAAACAUGCAGAAACUUUGCAGAGCUUGCUCGCCGUGGAUAUUACAACAACACAGUAUUCCAUAGAAUUAUCAGAGACUUUAUGAUACAAGGUGGUGACCCUACAGGUACAGGAAAGGGGGGCCUAUCCAUCUAUGGGCCUACCUUCAAAGAUGAAAUACAUCCAGAAUUGAAGCAUAGUGGAGCUGGUAUAUUAUCUAUGGCAAAUUCUGGUCCAGAUACAAAUGGCUCACAGUUUUUCAUAACUCUUGCUCCCACACAAUGGUUAGAUGGAAAACAUGCAAUUUUUGCAAGAGUUCAUUCUGGAAUGAAUGUCAUUAAGAGGAUAGGGCUUGUAGAAACUGAUAGGAAUGACAGGCCUGUUGAUGAAAUAAGAAUCCUUCGAGGAAAGGUUCUAAAAAGUCUGUGAUAUCUCUUAUCCUUAUGUUUUAUUGAAAUAUUAUACCAAGAUACAAAUGAAUAAACGAUUAUACCGGGUGGUAGGGAAAUAAUAUUCGUAACUUUAAGAGGUGAUUCCUUGCAUUAUUCUAAGCAAAAAAGUUCAUUAUAACAUGUCCGAGAAACAAUCGUUUUCGAUGAAAGUGAGUCGUAAAUAAUUAAAUUUUCUCAAACAUUUGGCAACGCAACCGCGAUACGAGCGCACGACGACCGCAACUGAUUCAUCGAAUUGUUUACGUUUGUAUGAUAUUUUUGUUGAAAAUAUGCCUUGAAUUAUUGAAUACUUUUAGGCAAUUUUUGUGGCUAAUAUUUUUUAUUUAAUAACGCUUUCAGAACAGUAUAUUUACUUGAAAAAAAUGACAGAACUUAUCGGUACAUGGCGAUACACACCACCAAUUCCCACGAUCAUCAGUCACUUAUUUAAAACGAUGCGAUGCACGAAAAAAGAAAAAAACAACAUCCGUAAAUCACAUAAAGUUACAAUUAAAUGUAUUAGCAAUAGCAACAACACGCGAUGAUAGUCAUGUAUCGUUCGCGAACGAGUCGUUCAAAAUGAACGACUCAUCUAAGUGAGCGACGAUUGAACGACUCUUAUUACAUAUGGCUCGUUCAAUUGCAAAGCGUGUCUGCAGUAUGCAGCAACUGAACUGCGAACUGACAACGUGGUAACAGUACAGACAUUAUCUAGGGAAGCCAAUUGUUUUGUUUCGAGGUAUCCCAUUAAAUUAAAGAUGGGAUUUGAGGGCAAAAAUUGCAUUUUGAUCCAGGAUUCGGUAAUUCCUCAAAACCGGACCACAUAACCCUUCUUUUUUUGGAAGACAGUUUACAUUCGUUAUAUUCAAUUUCAACCAAAAAUAUUAAUACUUAAAUAAAUACAAUAACAUCGGCAACUCCAACCUUUAAUUUCAUUUUCAUAGCAUGAUGUAUAUUCUCUGACUCAGUGAGUCGUUACUAUAGGCAACACAAUACGCUCGUCAGCUGCGAGGCCAGUCACUAAUCGUAUCGUUCAAAUGAACGGCUCACUAAAGAGAGAUGAACGAAAUGUGCGAGCUCAGAGAAAAGAGUCGUAUA
Messenger RNA from Acanthoscelides obtectus, 1831 nucleotides. The record is from the annotation of a GenBank genome assembly. NCBI's taxonomy places the organism in Eukaryota, Metazoa, Arthropoda, Insecta, Coleoptera, Chrysomelidae.